Molecule: messenger RNA, 1533 nt
Organism: Fusarium coffeatum
Lineage: Eukaryota; Fungi; Ascomycota; Sordariomycetes; Hypocreales; Nectriaceae
Exons: 1
Coding region: 1-1533 (510 amino acids)
Biological process (GO): transmembrane transport
Cellular component (GO): membrane
Molecular function (GO): transmembrane transporter activity
Source: RefSeq, a predicted model, not a curated record
AUGAAGGGCGACUCGCGCGACACAAUGGCUCCGUCGGGCAUCGGCUCCGUCGUCUCGUGUGAGCCUUCACCUGACUACAAACCUCAGAACGAAGAUGUAGACUAUCCACAAACCCACCUAAAGAAGCGCUUCACACUGCUAUCCACGAUCGCAUUCGGCUUCACAACUAUGAACUCCUGGGUCGCCUUUGCUUCGGGUCUCGCUGUCCCUCUCUCAUGUGGCGCUGGACCAACUCUAAUCUACGGCCUUCUCGUCGGUGGCAUCAUCAUGACCAUCAUCGCAGCAGGGUACGCAGAGCUUGCUUCUGCCUUUCCAUCUGCAGGUGGCCAGUACCAUAUAGUGUACAUGACGUUCCCAGCUUCAAGCCGCCGCUUUGCAGCGUUCUUUACGGGAUGGAUGUCAAUUCUAUAUACCAUUGGGGCUACAGCGUCUUGCAGCUUCUUUAUUGCACAGUCGAUAUUGAACCUGGUUACUUUGUGGAAUGAGACGUAUGUCGCUGAGAGCUGGCAUGUGUAUCUCGUCCAUAUCUGCCUAUGUACUAUUGCUUUCUUGAUUGCAUCGCGGUGCCCCACUGCCAUUGGAAGCAUUGGUGUUUCAGUGCUCUGGCUAUCAAUCAUCGGCUUCGUCGCAUCGCUUGCAACACUACUGGCCGUGCAAGAAGUCAAGCAGCCUAGCGAAUUUGUCUUUACAGAAUUCACAAACGUUUCCGGUUGGACCGAUGGUUGGGCUGCCAUGAUUGGUCUCGCAAGCUGUCUUUGGGCCUACUGCGGUAUUGACGCGCCGAGCCAUCUCUCCGAAGAGGUCGAUAAUCCGAGCCGAAAUAUCCCCAUCGCUAUUCUAACAACUAUCAUACUCGGGAUCAUCACUGUUAUUGCUUGGAACAUUGGUCUGAUGUAUGUCAUCAAAGACGUUCAGGGACUUAUUGCUUCGGGUGCGCCUAUCAUGGAAGUCUAUAAUCAGGCUCUGGGCUCAAAGACUGCAACAACGAUCUGGGCAGUCUAUUAUAUCCUUGUCUUUUAUCACAUCAUUCUCAACCUUUUCGUCUUCUCAUCUCGAAUUUUGUGGUCAUUCGCACGAGACGGCGGUGUUCCUUAUUCUCGCUAUGUCUCUCACCUCCAAUGGUCCAACCCAGUCCGCGCAACAGGUAUCAUGCUUUUUCUCCAAAUCAUCAUCGGUAUCCUCUAUAUUGCUUCGAAAACUGCAUACAGCAGUUUCAUCAACUUGACUCUGUUCGCACUCAACAUCACUGUUGUACUGCCCCAGUCUGUCUUGUUAUUCACUGGCCGUGAUUCGUUACCGAAGCGGGCAUUUUCGUUGGGCAGAUAUGGUUAUCUCGUCAAUGCGCUGGCAACAAUCUCCAUGCUUUUCUUUAGUGUCGUGUUCGCAUUCCCUGUUGGCCGUCCUGUAACUCCGAGUACCAUGAACUAUUUGGUUGUCAUCUUCGCACUUAGUCUCAUUUUCAUUGUUUCGUCGUGGCUGUUGGGUCUUUCCAAUCGUUUUACCGGACCAUCGGAGGGAACGGUACAUAUUUAA